AACUGUCAAAAAUGUUGACGGACUUAGGACAUGUUAUUUUACUGUCAUGCAGUGUGAAACAUAAAUAAAGUAUAUUAGUUUUUCUAAAAAUCAUGACUUAAUACGGAGGCCUAAACAAUUAAUAUGAAAUAAUACGUUCGAAAAUAUAACUGCCACUUACAUAUUUGUUUUAAUUAAUGACAUUAUGGAUGGUUUAAUUCACGCGGCAUUGGAAGCAGAGUCAAUACUAAAUCGGGCGAAACAUGUGAAUAGUAACACACAGUCACAAUUUGACACUGGUGUCCCAGACCAUAAAAUGACUUGGACCCAUGAUAAAAUGCAUCUUGCUGAAACAGUGGAUGACACGAGGAUGAAAUUUCAAAGGACUUCUAGUAGUUCUAGUGCUUCUAAAACUGAGAAGUUUGAUUUGUUCAAAAAGCUUCACGAGUUAUACAACGAGUUGAGUAGAGAUGAACCAUCACAAUCCAACUUUCAAGGACUCAAGACUACAUCAUACCUUCUCGAGAAGCUAUUGGCCACUUAUAAUCUUAAUACAUUAAUAAUCAACUUAUAUCCAGGGAAUAAAGGAUAUUCUUUGUCACUAAAAGUUAAUGGGAAUACACAGUACCUUUGUCCGCCAGAUGCUAAUGCUUCUACAAGUCAGGAUGAAACUUUGAUUGAGACUCCACGGUGGCCAUAUGAGGAGGAAGAGCUUUUGAGUUACAUUGAUAAUGAAGAACUACCUGUAGUUUUAUUGGAUUUGUUAGAAUCAGAGCACUCCUGUCUUUUUUACUCUGGUUGCAUAAUAGCUCAGGUCCGGGAUUACAGACAAGCAUAUCCUAGUUUUGUUUGUGAUACUCAUCAUGUACUUCUUAGACCUACCAAUCAGAGCAUAAUAACGGACGCGAUGUGUAUCGGCGGGCGGUGCGGCUGGGCGGGGGAGGAGCGCAGCUCCGUGGAGGCCGUGGAGGCGGCGCUAGUGCACGCGGCCGCCCCCCCCCUCUGCCUCGACCCGCGCCCCGCCGUCGGCCUGCUGGCUGCCAGGCUUCACGCCGCUCCGAGGCUCUUCAACACUCCGCGCAUUCGCCGACAAGCAAAGAGGUUUUCACAGGUUGCUGUAAAUAGGAAAAGAAAAUUGGACCAAUUUACACAUUAUCACGGCUUAGAGUUACUCGAGUUGAUACACAAACAGAGGGCUAAGAAUAGCAGGCAAUCUGUGCCCCACACGAGGCUCUCGUCAAAGUAUCCCAAGAAACCACCUGAGGUAUUCAAACCAAUCGAACCACCGAAAAUGGAGUCCCUAUCAUUAGCAAUGCCGUCAGAACCGAGCGGUCCCUUACGUCUAGCCCGAGCAUACGAAAGGCCGCGGCCAACGCCAGACUGCCAACCACAGCUGUUUGAAGAAUAUAUCCUAGAAACUGAGAAGACUUCUCCACACGCUGGAGCCGGGUUCUUCCAUAUAAAACUGUCGAUAUUGCAAAGGCCGUCCGAUCAAGAGUUCCUCGGAGAGCUGUAUGUUGACAGGGAUCAUGUGGAAGGCGAAAGGAAUGGUGCUGCUUGUAGGUUUACUUUAGGUUCACGUGUCCAAGCUAAUAAGUACAUACAACAGUUCACGGAAAUCUUCACCGAAGAAGGCAGGAAGUCCGUGCGAAUCAAACACAUCGUGCCUGGGCAGUUACCCAGGGUGUCAUUUACAGGCAGCAUGAGAGAAUUGCAAGGCCAGCAGUUGCUGUUACAGCGACAGGCAGCAAGCAGCGCCACAGUACAAACUCACGCAACGACUGUCCCUAUCGUGACAUCUGCCAUCGCAGCAACUCCAAAUACUCACACGAUUACCCGGCAGCUACCAAUUCUGCAGGCACAAUUACAACAAGUGGGAAGCAUAGCUAACGUCGCAGGCGUCGGUAACGUAGUCGGCAGCGUGAGCGCAGUGAGCGCUGUGGGCGCUGUGGGCAGUGUGGGCAGUGUCAGUAGUGUGGGCAGUGUGGUCAGCGUCGGCUCCGUAGCUGAAGCCACUCUCAAACAACAACCUUCGCCGAGUACGCCGCGAUUGUCGCCUCAGAUUUCGCAGGCGUCGACCAAUCAGCUGCUAGCCCAGCAGCUGACCAAUCCGCAGCAGCCGCUGAACCCGCAGAAGAUGCAGUCGGCCAUCAUUCAUAUACAGCAUCCGCUUAUGUCCACUGCUGGGACAUCGCAGGUGCAAAACAUCCAAUACACGAGCACGUCGACGACGCAGCAGAAGGCCACGAUCACCAAACCCCGGACCACCAAUCCAGCUAUCAGCGCACUCGUCACUAGUCUCAUGAACUCCGCGCAACAGUUCCAACAAGCGGCGAGUCAGAACGCUGCAAAAAGCGGUGUGACGACAGCCAACAGCAACGCCACCAUAUUGAACCUGCUGAAUAGCGCCCCGGCCGCCAUGACCCACGUGUCGGCCAGCGACGGCGGCGACCACAAGCUGGUGGGCCGCGUGACCCUGGCCGGAGCCCGGUUGGUGACCACCACUACGCACACCAUGCCCACUUACACUCAACAGGGUGUGGGCGUGCAAGUGAUGGGUGGUUACACACGCGAAAACGAAAGCACAAAUGUGUCGAGCAGCGAGAGCGCGCUGCUGGAGAGGCUCAUUAGUUCUGAACCACAAGCGGCGCCGGCGUCACAGCCGCAACAGCAGCCGCAACAGCAGCCCGUGUGCCAUUUGCAGGGCCUAAGCCUCGCUUCCCUGCAAGGGCUGCAAGGCAUCCAAGGGCUGCAAGGGCUACAGAACGUGCAGGUCCAGAUCCCGGGCCUGCCGGCGCCGAUCUCGCUGUCGCUGAACGUGUCGAGCGCCGGCGCCAGCGCGCCCGGCGGCUUGCUCGUCUCCGUGCCCGCCACCACCUCGGUGCUCUCCUUGCCCAUCGCCCAGCUGAUGCCGGGCGUGAAGGGCGCAGUGCGGGGCGCGGUGCAGGUAGUGCGGCCCGUGCGCGCGCCCCGCCCGCCUCCGCCCCGCGCACCCGCGCGCCCGCCCGCUGCCCUCCACCACGGAACUACGCAGUUUAUAACUCAAGUGCAAGCGCAAACGUUAAACACGCAACAAGUGAGGAGAAAAUCGAACGCUGACAGUUCAUAGUAAACGGUAAAUCAGCACUGCCCGUUUAGUGAAAUGCUUGUGCAUAUGCGUCUAUCAACUAUCUAGUUAAAUUAUUUUAGGUGUAACUACGCAAAUAACGUAAUUUAGUCAAUAUACUUGAAUCACAACGGCUGCGUCUUCUUUAGAUCAUAAAUAAAGUUUUGUAUUCUGAGUGAACGUGGUAACAAAUGUCGAAACUAAAUCAGUUUAAAAUGUCUAAAUAUUACAACUAAAUUUGCCCCUUAUUUACAAAAAUCUGACAGCUAAAAACAAAUAUGUAAUGAAUAUGAAAUACUUUUGUUUUUAAUCAUGUAUCACAAUUUAUUUUGUUUGAUCUUCUAUACAUAAUCAAUCAUGUAUUUAUUUUUUAUUUUUUAAAGGUCACAAAUAUAUAUAUAUAUAUGAAAUGUAACUUCUAUAUACCAAACUGACAUUAGAAAUAAUAUUGAUCAUGACAUGAAUUGUCACGAAAUUUAAAGUGUUAUUGUAGCGUGUUGAAAGUCUUAAAGUACCAUAUUAUUGUGUAACUAAUAAAAUUUUAUUUAUUGUUGGAUUUGUUGGUAACAACUGUAAAUAUGAAUGUUGUUGACAGGUUAUAGAAUUGUUAAUUUUUCAUUAAAUACGAGCUGUCAAUGUACAAUGAGGCUGUCUUCUGUUUUUAUUAUCGUUUUUCUGAUAGAAACGCAAUGGCAUCAGGUCAAUUCGCCUCUGCUUAAAUCUUAUUACACUGUUUUGUUAUGAAGUUGUACUCGAUAAAGGAUAACACAAUGUUUCUGUAAAUAUAAUUUUUAGUCUUAUACAAUGCACUGAGCAAAGUAAUUAGAAACUGACUCACUGUAUUUUAAAUAUAUUCUAAUGUAUAUUUAUGUUUAAAGUUUGUCUCCUGUAUGUAAUGCUAUGUACGCACUGAGCCAAUAAACGAAAGUAUUUUUUAUCUUUUUUUAGCAUUAUAGUGUUAAGAAGAGAAAAAAAAACAUAUUGCUUUCGUUUGCUCAGUGUGUACAUAGUGCAAGACAAACUCUAAACUAAGUACUUAAAAAUCGCGAAUUCGAUAUGUAGAAAUACGAAUUAUACUGUCAGUAUUAAAAAGAGGACUACAACUUCUUUGCAGAAAUUCCUAAAGUUAUCAAAGUACAAUAGAUUUGCAGUGACUGAAAAAAGUGCGUUAAAUAGUAUGUAAAUAAAUAAUGUAUGAUAUUGUCGUCUGUAUAAGCAUCACAGAUAAUGAAUAAUGUAAAUAAAACGUGUCUAAUAGUUUAUAGAGAUAACAAAACAAAUGAACGAAUGCAUGUUAGUAGGCUUAAAAUAUUAAAAGUCCGUAGUUUUCGUGAAUAAUUUGACCGUAACUUUCACGAAACCUUAAUACUCAAUAAAAACGGAGAAAGUCUUAUGAAAUGUAACGAAAACAAUGCAAAUAAAUUGAUGUACGUUGAUACUUGUAUUCAAUGCGUUAGUGUAGAUAACACAUUAAUAGUAUGUAUGCAGUAUGAACUGACAACCGUACGCUCUCGUUGAUUAUAUUUGGGCUAGAAAUUGACACAUAGAUGUAGACUUUGAAAGAUACUAAACCAAACACGAUAGAAUUCUUAUUAUUGUCACUUUUAACAUAAAUUCUAUCAAUAUUUACGUGUGAUUUAUUUGCAAAACACUUUUUAUAAAGAGGUUAAGGUUAAAAGUAUUCAAACUUUUGAAUAUUGAAUUGUUAGCUUCUAGAAUCUCUCUAGAUGUAAGUAAUAUGUUCAACGAUAGUGUACAGUUCGUAUUUGUAUUCAUUGGCAUUUAUUCCGCACACACUUUUUAAACAACUUUAACAUAAUAUAUUUGAAAUCGCGUUUUUAAAAUAUUGAGAUAUCACAGAAAUGCCCAUAAUAAUUAAGACCAUAAUAUAUUAUCCCGAUUUCUAUGUAACAUAUGAAUCCUUUUUUUGAGGCAUAACAUGAGCCCAAUUUAUGUGAAGUAUUGAUUGAAAUGAAUUAUGUAUUUUUCGGAUAUUUUUAUUUAUAUAACAAAGGAAGCGAUGAUAUUUCGGUUAAAAUUUUGGCGGUGUGUGGUGCGGAAGAAAUCGUCCUUGAUAAAUACAAAUUGAUGCACGCGCACAACUUAUAUAACGUGGAGCAUAGAGAUACUUCAUGUUCUAUAACUAUUAGCAUUAGUAGUAAGAUACACUGCAAUUAUCCAACCGUAUCGUCACCAAGUUUCCUUUUGUAAUUUUAUACGUAAAAGUAUCUACAAACACUGUUGCUGUCAUCAUUAAUUUUAGUUAUCAGAGAUGUGUUCAUAAAGGCAUUCCGAGAUAUGCCUGAUUAUUAAUCCUUUUUAUCUAGUAUUGCCAGGGCAUUUCGUAGGUAGUGUGGACAUUGUUGCCGAGUGUAUAAAAAGUUAUUUUUGCAAACGUGAAUAAGGACUUGUUACACUACUUCUAGAUAAGUAAUACCACGAAAAUGUAAUGAAGCGUGAUUAUAAAUUUAAUACUCUGUUAUAUGACCAUCUGGUAGUAGUGAAAAGAGGCCUGAGCCGAGACGCACGGCAGAGCAGUGUCAAAUCUAGAAAACGUCACUAAAACCCGACUUGACGAAUAUAUUCCUAUUUUGUCUUGUGUUCGACAAUGGUAUAUAUCGGCAGACCAGUGAUUCUUACUGGGUUGCUGGUUUUUUGCCAUGGACGGCGGAGUUUGCUUACCGCCAGACAAUCUGGACCCCGUUCGCCUAUUGACUGUAGUGUAUAAAAACAUCCCACCAAUCCGAAUUAGGCAUACGUUGUGGGUCAUACAUGGCCCAUCUUACUUACAUUUCCAUAUAACUGCUCUUUUAUGGUUUUAUAACGCCUUUGUAGCUCUGGUGUGCGUCCGAGGCAGUCGUGCGAAUUGUUGAUCUCAUUUAUUUACGGUCGUGUAGCUCAAUAUGUAAAUGUUUAUUUGUAAAAUACACUAUAUUCAGAACGUGUAAAUGUCUAUUUUAGGAGAUAAUAAAAUUAUUAUUGUAUAUAUUUUGUAAUGGAGAUUUUUAUACAUAAUCCGAUUUUAUUAAGUUCGAUGGUUGUAUGAUGUUUCCAGUGGCGUCUUCUUUGAUUUGUCUUAUUGCAUUGUAAAUAUUAUUUUAAAUAAGUUGUGAUAUGCAUUCUGACUACUUCGUAGUAUGAAUAAUAAAAUUUAUAUGAAUGCGUUGAUAUGAAUCCGUGUAUAAAUUGAUACAUAUUGUAAAAUUGAGUACUUUGUUCAGAGAUUGACGUUUCGGACAUAAAUAAAUAACUUUUACACA
This is a messenger RNA of Plodia interpunctella (Indianmeal moth), 6345 nucleotides long. RefSeq names its product Spt20 (gene Spt20). The transcript has 18 exons. Gene Ontology annotation, cellular component: SAGA complex. The record is from RefSeq and is a predicted model, not a curated record. Lineage: Eukaryota; Metazoa; Arthropoda; Insecta; Lepidoptera; Pyralidae. Bases 185 to 3088 code for a protein of 967 amino acids. Gene Ontology annotation, molecular function: transcription coregulator activity. Gene Ontology annotation, biological process: regulation of transcription by RNA polymerase II.